Pyrus x bretschneideri (Chinese white pear) is the source of this 3584-nucleotide messenger RNA. Its product is annotated as protein POLAR-like 1. Lineage: Eukaryota; Viridiplantae; Streptophyta; Magnoliopsida; Rosales; Rosaceae. The record is from RefSeq and is a predicted model, not a curated record. Gene Ontology annotation, biological process: asymmetric cell division.
UCAUAUUCUUUAAUCAAAAUAAUUCCAAAUAAUUUUAAAAAAUGCACACAUCAGAAUUAGAAAUCUUAUAAACCCUAGGGACGUGUGCAGCCUCCUGACCCCAUUGAUGAGCUUCCCUCCAUUUUUCAACACAAUUUGAAUCUAUCUCUCUCUCUCUCUCUCUCUCUCCCCUCACUUUCUCUCUCUACACACUGUCACUGGUUCGUCUCAUUUAAUUCAGAUGAGGAAGAAGAGGAAGGACGACCACUAUCCCUUCUUUAAAACCCUAAACAUUCUCCCCCCUUUCCGUUAUUCCAAGACCCGCCACAUCCGCAUCGCCGACAUUCUCGUUGAUGAUGAAUUGCAAUCCGAAACCGACGGCUACGAUUGCUCCGGAGACUUCAAUAUGGUUGGACACCCACUCCACCUCCCCGAGGACGACGACGACGACGACAGAUUCAUGGCCUUACAGUGGUCCUCCCCGCGCCGUAUCAUUUCCCGAUUUUUGUCGACUCUGAAGCGAGGCAAACGGAGGCGAUGCGACGCCACACGGAGCCAGAAGAGACCGAAAGAGGUUGCAACGACGGAGAGGGAGACUGGAGACGAGUCAACGCACGCCACCUGUUCGACGAAUGGAUUGAACGGCGGUGGCGAGGAAACAGAACCAAGACAGAUUGUGAAAGAUACGAGCUCAGUCAAUUUGGGAGUUGCGUGCGGUUUGGUGUAUCUGAUUGUCGCCAGUAAAAAUGAGCUUGCAAAGACGGCGGAGUUGCGGGCGGAGAUGGAGCAGUUGCUUCAAAAUGCAAAAGAGGAAUUGCAGAGCAAGAAUUCGCGUUUCGCUUCCAGGCCGGUGGAGUCGAAUGAGAUGAAUUUUGCUUCUUCCACAACCGAUCUCCAACAGGCUUCGAGUUCGAGCUCUGAGAGCCGGUUUUCACUUCGAUCUGGCAUGGGUCGGGAAGUGUGCUCGGAAUAUGUUAGAAAUGGAGAAGGGGAAGUAGAAAGGGAAUGCGUGGAGGGAAUGGAUGAACUCGAGGCAGAGCUUGAAGCGGAGUUGGAACAAUUGCAGCUCCGCUUAGAAUUGGAUUCGGAAAAUCAUUCAUCCAAUUCUAACUACCCGCAGCAGCAAAGAUUAAAGGCUGUUCAAGACACAGCUCAUGGAACAGGCGAUGACGGUAUCUCAGAUUUUGGAGAAGAAAUCGACACUCAUGAAGCAGCACCAGCAGAUUAUAACGAAAUGCCCUGUGACUUCAGAGUACCUGCACUCGAACUCGAGAGAAGGCUGCACGAACUGCUGGAAGCAAGUCAGGAAGAACGGAUAAAGGAACUCGAAGUUGCAUUAGAGUACAUGAAGGACAAGCUUCACGAGAAGGAAAUGGAGGUUUCGUGGUGGAGACAAAAUGCGUCUGCAGCACUAACAUCGCACCACCAUCUAGAUCCUUCAUCGUCGGGUGCUUCCCAGCGCAGUUCGGAGAGUACAUUUCACUUGUUUAGGGGAGUCUUCAUACCGACAGCAGUAACACCAAAGCACGAUUUGAGGCUUCCCACGGAUGAAAAUUUGCUCAGCCAGGGGACAUUGGGCCAAAGAUCUAAAAUUUCAGUUCACACCUCUUCUCUAAACGCUGCUGCUGCAAGUAAUGCAAUUGGAUGUGAAGGAGCCCGCAUAAUGUUGUUUGGGCUUUGGACACAAUUUUUUUUUUUGUCAGAAGGUGUUAGGUACGGUGGUAUCAAGCACAAAACUUCGGUCCAGGUACAUACGCUUUAAACUGUUUGGGCUAUAAAUUCUUUAAGAACAUAAUAUAAUAUUUGAAUGAUCUAAUUGGGAAUAACAUUUCUUAUGAGUAGUCGGUGGAUUGUACAGUUGGGUAACAGACCGCUCACAUCUUAUAAGACGCACUGAAAGGUCAUUUGAAAAUAAAAUUUAAAAAAAAUUAGAGACCAGUUGAUGUUACAUAUGCUGUGACAUAGACAUAGUCUUAGUUUCAAAUCUGAGAUUUCAGUUUCAAACUACAGCAUCUUUAGCAGUUGGGAAGUAAAUGGAUUUAAAAUGUGACUUAGCAUACAAACAACACAUGUAAUAUAAUUUGGGUCUAUAAUAUUAAGGUUUAUGGUGGUACAAUAAUUGGAUGAUUUCGCUUAGAAGCUUCCCCCGAUAUAUAAUUUCUAUGACACCGUCAUAUCGUUAUUUUAAUGUCUCAUGCAAUGAUAAAAUUAUGUACAUGAAAUUUUCUAACUCCAACCCACUAUUCAACUAAUUCUUCAAGUUUUAUCGUUUACUUUACAAUAUCUUAACUUUGUUUUAUUUUGUGGUGUCCAAUUUUUAUUUUGAAACACUUUAUUAAAAUCUCUUCUCCAUAUUUGAUUACACUGAAAAAUCUCUCGUCACUGUUCCAAUCAUUGUGUUCUAUGUUUUUAUUUUAUUUUUUUAGUUUUUAUCACAAGUAGUCUCUAAAACACUUUAUUAAAAUCUCUUAUGCAUUUUCGAUUACACUAAAAAUCUCUCGUCACUGUUCCGAUCAUUGUGUUCUACAUUUUUAUUUUAUUUUUUAGUUUUUAUUACAAGUAAUCUCUGAAGUUGACCCAUACCAUCAUGAUGAUUCUUGAAAAUGAAAAUCAAUCAAUGUAGUAUCUAAAUACGAGUCUCUCAAAUCAAUGAGGUCUUUUCAAAUUCCGUUAAACUAUAUGUUAUUAUGCUGAUAUGACACAUAUAUGGACUUACAAGUCUAUUAAAUGUUGCCACAUGUGUGCAACAUUUAAUAGACUAGUAGGUACACAUAUAUGCCACAUCAGCAUAUUAACAGAUAUUUUGACAGAAUUUUAACGAAAAUACUACAUUGAUUUGCGACACUCAUAUUCAAAGACUACGUUAAUUGGUUUUCAUUUUUAAAGAUCAUCAUCAUGAUAAUAUGGGUCAAUUUAGAUUAUGACUAGCAUAUGGGUACACAUAAAGUAUGUGAGAAAAUUUAUUAUUUUUGUUUUUGAAGUAGAAGGAGAGAGGAAGAGAGUGAUAGAGAAUGUGGGACUACGAAGUUUUUUUAUUUUAUUUUAUUUUUUUAAAUUAGAGAUAUGUUAGGAUUAUAUGUAGGUGAGGCUUUAAAAAAAACAAAAUUUAGUUGUGUUAAAUUACAUUGAUGCCUCAUAUUUCUUAUUCAUGCUCUGUUUUAAUUAAAAGAUUAAACUGGUAAUUUUGGUUGACAAUGAAUGUUUUAUUAAUUGGUAGAGAUAAUAAUUUUUUUUUAUUUUGUUAUGAUUGAAUAUCCGACUUCUUGUUGACUCUACAGUCUACAUAUCCAACGGUUGAGAGAGAGGGACCGUGCCUUGACGUCGACGGUUAAAAUUCGGUGAACCCGCGUGUGACCCUUGCAGCUGGCCCCCACUAACCGAGAAAGGCGCCGUGCAAUCACGUCGCGACACGUUAUGGCUAGAUUCCCACGCUGAACAAUCACGUCACCGCGUGUACGCAAGUGGUCCCCCACCCCCUCCCGCUCUGUUUUUCCGUCAGCUUAAAAAACCCUCCAUCACCACCUCUUCCCUCUCAUUCCCACUAAGCAAAGAUUCCAAAUUUUCCUUUCCGCUCUUUCUAACUUUCUGUUUGUUUCCCGAGAAAA